GCUAUCUUAUCUAUUCAGACGAGUCGAUAGAGAUACAUGUUCAGCACGUUUUAGUCUGUUGUACGUCAGUGACCAACACAAUAAGAAGGUUACAUUUCAAGAUGAGAGCUACGAUUCUUCCAGCGCUGGUGGUCAUUGCAUUCGGUCAGCACCAUACCGUGUGGGAGCAAGUGUUCAUGUCUAUAGAUCUGGACCACGACGGCCAGUUCUCUCUGAAGGAGUUCCACGUCAUCAUCCCCAAGUUCGACAUCAAUGGUGACGGACUCAUCUCAGAGGCGGAGUUCAUGAGCGUGUGGGAUCACGCUACCGCCGCAGCUCACGAUCUGGCACGCGAUGACUCUGCGGGGAGGAAGCUGUUCAAGAUGGAGGACCACGACCAUAACGGCAGUCUAACCAUGACAGAGGCUAUGAACAUCUUUACAACUGCCUUUGAUUCAAACAGUGAUGGUAUGAUUACCAAACAAGAAUUCAAGAUGGCAUGGUUUAAAAUUCAUGACCAUGGUGGACAUGUGCCCACGGGAACGUCCAUUCUUGGAUAAGAAGAUCAAAUAAAUGUACAACAUGUUUAA
Messenger RNA from Haliotis rufescens (red abalone), 569 nucleotides. RefSeq names its product insoluble matrix shell protein 5-like. The transcript is spliced from 6 exons. NCBI's taxonomy places the organism in Eukaryota, Metazoa, Mollusca, Gastropoda, Lepetellida, Haliotidae. The coding region runs from base 102 to 539 and encodes 145 amino acids. The record is from RefSeq and is a predicted model, not a curated record. Gene Ontology annotation, molecular function: calcium ion binding.